Messenger RNA from Staurois parvus, 342 nucleotides. The record is from the annotation of a GenBank genome assembly. Lineage: Eukaryota; Metazoa; Chordata; Amphibia; Anura; Ranidae.
GGACAGUGGAUUGGAGACUCAACAGGGGCAACAGGCGGGCAACCUACCCCUGGGCAGGGGUCUCGGGGACUCAACGAGACUCUAGCUGUGGAGUCUGGCCUCAGCACAGCUCCCACCCAGCUUUCUAGGGACAUCGGGUUCACGGGGACUCAACGGGGGCAUCACAGGUAGCUAUACUCCGGGCACGCCAUGGGGAGGUUCAAGUAAGGGUAGUCUAGGCGUGUAGUAGGGCAGUACAUAACCCAGGUGGUCUUUGCGCACAACAGAGACAGCUCAGGACACGGGUGGUCGGUGCACACAGCAGGGACAGUUCAAAACGGGGUGGUCGGUGCACACAGCAGG